Messenger RNA from Aspergillus welwitschiae, 489 nucleotides. RefSeq lists its product as uncharacterized. The record is from RefSeq and is a predicted model, not a curated record. The transcript has a single exon. NCBI's taxonomy places the organism in Eukaryota, Fungi, Ascomycota, Eurotiomycetes, Eurotiales, Aspergillaceae. Bases 124 to 393 code for a protein of 89 amino acids.
UCGAUCUCGUGCUCACGCUCCUCGGGCGUGAGUUCAUCGCUGAACUCUUUGCCAAUGGCGUCAGGCUUUUCCUCAUAGUUAUCGCCCAUUUCGAGUCUGUCGAAUCAAUAUGAUAAAAAGAUUAUGUGUGGUCAGGGUGGAAGAAAAAUAGUCAGACGACCCCAAUGCCCUCUAUAUAAUGCCUGUUUAGCCGGGAAGUUUGUCUGCGGAUUAUUGUACUCCGUACCAUUAUCCCUCUCUCCAAUCCCCGGCCUCCCUGUCCCAGACCCCACUUCCUCGACCCCACAAGUCCCCAGAGUAUCCGAUAAUGAAGUCCUUUCUUUCUCUUCUGGAACCAAACGCGGUUGCAUCAAUGUGUAUCAGGUUUGUUUUAUUAUGGGGUUAUGUGAAUAAGAAAAGCAACGCGCCUAACGACUAUCAAAUCCAACCCACGCCAUGGAGAAAAGGUUCUUUUGAUCGCAGCGAGCGUGAAAGGCUCGACGUCAAGGG